Oryctolagus cuniculus (rabbit) is the source of this 2405-nucleotide messenger RNA. RefSeq names its product cellular communication network factor 2 (gene CCN2). Gene Ontology annotation, cellular component: extracellular matrix; extracellular region. The record is from RefSeq and is a predicted model, not a curated record. NCBI's taxonomy places the organism in Eukaryota, Metazoa, Chordata, Mammalia, Lagomorpha, Leporidae. Gene Ontology annotation, biological process: positive regulation of cell differentiation; signal transduction; cell adhesion. Gene Ontology annotation, molecular function: heparin binding; integrin binding.
GCGUAUAAAAGCCUCGGGCCGCCCGCCCCAGCCUCACACAACAACUCUUCCCCGCUGAGAGGAGGCAGCCAGUGCAACUCCAACCGCAGGCGACCGACCGCCUCCAGCCCGACGGCAGCCGCCCCGGCCGACAGCCCCCGAGACCACAGCCCGACACGUCCAGGCACCCACCUCCGGCCACAGCCUGCGUCCCGGCUCCGGCCCAGCGCACCGCGCCCACUUCGCCGCCGCGCACUCCGCCCCGCCGCCCGCUCCGUCCACAGCACCCAGACCAUGGCCGCCGCCGUGGGCCCUCUCCGCUUCGCCUUCGUGCUCCUCCUCGCCCUCUGCAGCCGGCCGGCCGCCGGCCAGGACUGCGGCGGACAGUGCCAGUGCGCGGCCGCGCCGGCGCCGCGCUGCCCGGCGGGCGUGAGCCUCGUGCUGGACGGCUGCGGCUGCUGCCGCGUCUGCGCCAAGCAACUGGGCGAGCUGUGCACGGAGCGCGACCCCUGCGACCCGCACAAGGGACUCUUCUGUGACUUUGGCUCGCCGGCCAACCGCAAGAUCGGCGUGUGCACCGCCAAAGAUGGAGCUCCCUGCGUCUUCGGUGGCACGGUGUACCGGAGCGGAGAGUCCUUCCAGAGCAGCUGCAAAUACCAGUGCACUUGCCUGGAUGGCGCGGUGGGCUGUGUGCCCCUGUGCAGCAUGGACGUCCGCCUGCCCAGCCCGGACUGCCCCUUCCCGAGGAGGGUCAAGCUGCCCGGGAAAUGCUGCGAGGAGUGGGUGUGUGACGAGCCCAAGGACCACACCGUGGUUGGCCCUGCCCUGGCCGCCUACCGACUGGAAGACACAUUUGGCCCAGACCCAACCAUGAUGCGAGCCAACUGCCUGGUCCAGACCACAGAGUGGAGCGCCUGUUCCAAGACCUGCGGGAUGGGCAUCUCCACCCGGGUUACCAAUGACAACGCCUUCUGUCGGCUGGAGAAACAGAGCCGCCUCUGCAUGGUCAGGCCUUGCGAAGCUGACCUGGAAGAGAACAUUAAGAAGGGCAAGAAGUGCAUCCGUACCCCCAAAAUCUCCAAGCCGGUCAAGUUUGAGCUCUCUGGCUGCACCAGCGUGAAGACGUACCGGGCUAAGUUCUGCGGAGUAUGCACCGAUGGCCGAUGCUGCACCCCACACCGAACCACCACCCUGCCGGUGGAGUUCAAGUGUCCUGACGGCGAGCUCAUGAAGAAGAGCAUGAUGUUCAUCAAGACCUGUGCCUGCCAUUACAACUGUCCUGGGGACAAUGACAUCUUUGAGUCACUGUACUACAGGAAGAUGUAUGGAGACAUGGCAUAAAGCCAGAGAGUGAGAGACAUGAACUCAUUCAUCAGGCUGUAACUUGAACUGACUCACAUCUCAUUUUUAUGUAAAAAAUGAUUUCAGUAGCACAAGCUAUUUAAAUACGUUUUUCUAACUGGGGGAGAAACAAUUCCUACCAAAUUCAAAACAUUGUGCCAUGUCAGACAAAUACUCUUAUCAACCCCAGACACUGGUUUGAAGAAAGCUUAGACUUGACAGUGAGACUAAAUUAGCGCACAGCGCCAGAAUGUGUACAAAGGUGUGGCUUUAGGAGCACAGAGAGGCACCAAUAGAACAGCUAGGACGAUCAGAUGGCCUCUGAAAGUAGUAAUAUACCAGCUAUUUGGAGUGUGAUUAUAGAUGGAAAUAUUUAGCAUGCUCGCUGACCUGCCUUUAGCUCCAGCGACAGCUAGGAUGUGCGUUCUGCAGCCAUUAUGAGACUGAGUCAAGUUGUUCUUUAAGUUGGAACAGCAGAUUCAGCUCUGACAUUCUGAUUCAAAUGAGUGUUCAGGAAUCAGAAUCCUGUCUAUUAGACUGGACAGCUUGUGGCAACUUAAUUUGCCUGUAACAAGCCAGAAUUUUUUAUUGAUAUUGUAAAUAUUGUGUGUGCGUGUGUGUAUAUAUAUAUAUAUAUUUGUACAGUUAUCUAAGUUAAUUUAAAAUUGUUUGUGCCUUUUUGUUUUGUUUUUAAUGCUUUGAUAUUUCAAAUGUUAGCCUCAAUUUCUGAACACCAUAAGUAGAACGUAAAGCUUGUCUGAUAACUCAAAGCAUGAAAUGGAUACUCGUGGAAAUUCUGUUCAGAGUAACAGUCCAUCCAAACAGACAAUUUGCUGAAGGUGAGGCAGUGAUGUCCUUGGAAGUCUGAUUUCUAUGUAGGAAAUGUGGUAGCCUCACUUCAUGCACAAAUGGCCUUUAUUUAAAAAUGAGUGGCUCUAUGUUGUAGCUGAUCAGUCUUUCCACCUGGAAGCAUUUGUUUCUACUUUGACUAUGACUGUUUCUGGACAGUUUAUUUGUUGGAGAGUGUGACCAAAAGUUACAUGUUUGCACCUUUUUAGUUGAAAAUAAAGUAUAUAUUUUUUCUA